UCGCUUUGGUGUCUGUACAGAUAAUCUCUUUGAGAGUGUUUCGUUAUUGCUUUCUCUUCUAACAAUUCAUUACCUCAUCGAUUCCUUCCAUGGAAUUCGCGUCUUCAGCAUCCAAACUCUCACGGUAUUACGACGUGCUCAUCAACUUCAAUGGAGAAGACAUCCGCAGGAAAUUUGUUUCUCAUCUCGAUUCUGCCCUGUCGUCCGUUGGACUCACCACUUUCCUUCACCAUCAGAAUGCAGUGGAGUCAACGCACGUCCAACAACCUAUUCUCGAUCUGUGUCGGGUAGUAAUAGUUGUUUUCACCAAAACCUAUUCUGAAUCUGCUUGGUGUCUUCAUCAGCUUCAACAAAUCAUUCAAUGGCACCAAACUUAUUGCCGACAUGUUCUGCCUGUAUAUUACGAAAUUCAGCCAUCCGAUGUACGUUUUCAGAAGGGUGAUUUUGGAAAGGCCUUCAAAGAAACUGCACAUCAAACAUUUUCAGCACAACAACUUGAGCAUGGCAUGUCCAGAUGGAGCCACGCACUCACCAAAGCUUCAAAUUUGUUUGGAUGGGAUGAGAGUAAUCACAGGAGUGAUGCUGAACUAGUGCACGAAAUUGUUAAGAGCGUUCGUAAUUCAUCAGUUUUUUCUGCUACUAAAUUCCCAGUUGGAUUACAAUACCCAGUGGAAGAACUAAUUCAAACUAUAAAAGAUAAAUCCAUGGAUGUUUGUACAAUAGGGAUAUGUGGAAUGAGAGGAUCAGGUAAAACCACCCUUGCCAAAGCCAUCUACCAUCAAAUCCAUGGUACAUUCAUGCAUAAAAGUUUCAUUGAAGGUAUUGCACAAUUUAGUGAACCAAGAGGGGGUAUACAUUUUCAGGAACAACUUCUUUCAGAUGUCAUAAAAACAAAGUUCAAGAUAGAUACCCUUGAGAUGGGAAGAAAUAUGAUUCGGGACAGACUUUCGGGGAAAAGGGUGCUUAUUGUACUUGACGAUAUGGAUGACUAUCGUUCAUUAUUAUAUCUAAGGGAAAGUCGUUCAUGGUUAAGUAAAGGAACUGUAAUAAUCAUGACAACAAGAGACGACGACCUAUUUAGGCAAUAUCAAGUUCAAUCUGUUUUUCGGAUAAAUCCAAUGAAUGAAAAUAGGUCCCUUGAGCUUCUUAGUUGGCACGCAUUUAGAGAACCGAAACCAAAAGAAGAAUUCGAUUACCUUGCAAGAAGAUUAAUUUCUCGUUGUGGAGGACUACCUCUAGUUCUUGAAGUCAUUGGAAGUACCUUAUUUGAAAGGACAGAAGAGGAAUGGCAUAGUGUAUUGUUUGAAUUAGAGAACAUUCCCUUGUACAAUGUUCAACUGAAAUUGAAAAUAAGCUUGAACCGUUUACGCAAUCAAUUGGAAAGGGAUUUAUUCCUUGAUUUAUGUUGUUUCUUUGUUGGUAAGGACAGAGCAUAUGCUACGAAAAUCCUAAGUAGCUCUGUAGUAGAAGCUGAUAUUGAAACAGGUGUUCUACAUGACUUUAGAGUAGACGCUGAUAGUGGAAUAAGAGUUCUGAUGGAUCGUAACCUCAUUAAAAUCAAAAGGAAUAACAAAUUUGGAAUGCAUCCUUUACUACAAGAAAUGGGAAAAACAAUUUUUCGUGAAACUUCAAGAAGGAAACUUUGGAAGAACGGUCAACUGUUGUUUUAUGUGGAUGCAGAAUAUGCAUUGAAAGGGAGAAAAGACUAUGAGGUAUUGCCUUUGAUAUUGCUUUCAACUAGAAGAGAACCAUCAAGACUGCCGAAGGACGGUGUAAAUUCUGAGAACCUUUCUCCGAAAUUGAGGAGGAUUAGUUUCCGUGGGUUUUCCAUAGAAUAUAUAACCAACGUCUUUAAUGCGCAUGAUACAAUAGCGAUUGAUCCAAAACACAGUCUUCUUCAAUUCUUUUGGGAUGCACCCCAGGUUUUGAGAUCACUAAAAGUCCUUAACCUUAGUCACACCAUGUACUUAACAGAAACACCUGACUUUUCGAGACUACCAUAUCUUGAAGAACUCAUUCUAAAAGAUUGUCCGAGAUUGUGCAAAGUACACCAAUCUAUUGGACAUCUCAGUUAUCUUAUAGUGCUCAAUUUGAAGGGUUGUAAAUGUCUAAGCAAUCUGCCCAGAGGGAUAUAUAAGUUGAAAUCUUUAAGAACUCUUAUCCUCUCUGGAUGUUCGAAGAUUGAGCCAAUGGAGAAAGAUAUAGUGCAAAUGAAAUCCUUGAUAACUCUAAUUGCUGAAAAUACCACUGCGAAACAAGUGCCUUUUUCAAUUGUAAGUUCAAAAGCGACUGGAUAUAUAUCCUUGCAAGGAUUUGAGAGAUUGUCAUUUAAUUCUUUUCCUUCAAUCAUUAUUCGGUCUUGGAUGUCGCCAACAAUGAAUCCCAUAUUUUAUAUUCAUUCGUUGUGCGCGGAUGUCGAUAAUAGUUGGGAAGAUAUUGGACCAUUACUUAGCAGCCUGAAAAAUCUUCGAAGUGUUUUGGUGCAAUAUGACAGCGACUUUCAAUUAUCUAAGCAAGUAAAAAAUAUUCUGGUCGACUAUUUUUCAAAUAUUACCGAAUCAGAAAUUUCAAAGCAGCACUACAGGUCUUCUUUGAUUGGUGUUGGAGCAUACCAUGAAUUCUUCCAUGCCGUCAGCGAUAACAUAUCUGAGGUAUUGGCAAGUAGUGAGUCUUCUGAUAUCUCUGUUCCAGGUGACAACCACCCUUAUUGGUUGGCCUAUAUGGGUGAGGGAGAUUCUGUUUCUUUCACCGUGCCUCCAGAUAAGGACAUGAAGGGAAUGGUUUUGUGUGUUGUUUAUGCAUCAACCCCUGAAAUUGUGGCAACUGAAGGUCUUAGAAGUGUGUUAAUUGUUAAUUACACUAAGUGCACAUUGCAAAUACACAUGCAUGGCAAAACAAUUUCCUUUAAUGAUAUAGAUUGGCAGGCUAUAAGGUCAAAUUUAGGAUCAGGAGACAAGGUGGAGAUUUUUGUGACUUUUUCUCAAGGAUUGGUGGUCAAGAAUACAUAUGUCUAUCUUAUAUGUGGUGAAUCACAUUACUUGGAAAAAGAGCCUACUCCAAACAAAAAUUAUCUCCUUAGAUUGAUAAUGAAAAUUGUAAUGUGUGACUUUUGGUAAGUCAUUUAUCUUCUUUGAGAACUGCAGAUCCCUUUUGGCAAUCCAUAAAAGGCUUUUAGUUGAAUUUCACUUUCAUGGACCUCUGCCAAGAGGAAGCAACUCAUCAUUCAUAUCACUCAUCCCUAAGGGGGAGAAUCCCUAGAGAUUUAAUGAUUACAGACUCUUAUCUCUAGUAAGUUGCAUGUAUAAAGUCUUGGGGAUUUCUUCUCCACAUGCUUAGAAGACUAGGCUUUUAUGAAAAGUGUUAUUUUGGAUCAUGCUCUGUAUCUAUUUCUGUCAAUGAAAGCCCUGCUAUGGAGUUCGGUAUGCAAAGAGGCAUCAAACAAGGGGAUCCGCUUGGUCGUUUUGUGCUAGAACAUUUAAGUUUAUUGUUAGAUGUUAUAGGUAAAAGACUCUUUAGUGUGGAAGUUGAACUUCUGUUGUUUGCUGAUGAUAUGAUUUUCCUUUGGGAAAUGUCAAUGAAUAAUACAUGAUAUAAAAUGCUUGAUGAGAUGGUCAUACGGCACAAUUGGGAUGAAGAGGAAGAAGGUGGAAGAAGAAAUUGAUGGUAAUGAAGGAGAAGUGGAUGAAGAUGAUGAUGUUGCCUAGUGUUUUGGCUAUGCAGAUGUUGAUAGGAGGUUGAUAGCAGAGUUCCUUCUGUUUUAUGUGUUCUUGAGGGAUUAAGAGGAUGAAUAUGUGUUCUGGAAAUUUGUACUGCGUUGCCUAUUGUUUUUUUCAGUUGCUGACAAAAAUGAAGAGGAAAAUGGAUGAAGAACGGAAGAGGGUCUGGUUUUGGAGGAUGGGAAGAAUAUGUGUGGAUGUCUUGUAGAAGAAAAAAGGAAUUGUUGGUGAUGGAUGGGCGAGAUAAAAUGUGAAGAACCCGUAAUGAUGGUCUCUGCUUUUUGUAUGAAGAUGGAAGAGGCAAAGGAGUGGAGACCGCUGAGGAUUUAUGUUAUUAUUUUUAUUGUGCAAGCAAUUAGAGUUUUCUUUUGUUAGGAUUCACGUUGUUAAUGAAAAGACAAUUGUCUAUUAAUCCUUAGAUAGUUUGACGAA
Vigna angularis (adzuki bean) is the source of this 4148-nucleotide messenger RNA. RefSeq names its product disease resistance protein RUN1-like. Lineage: Eukaryota; Viridiplantae; Streptophyta; Magnoliopsida; Fabales; Fabaceae. Bases 90 to 3116 code for a protein of 1008 amino acids. The record is from RefSeq and is a predicted model, not a curated record. The transcript has 5 exons. Gene Ontology annotation, biological process: defense response; signal transduction. Gene Ontology annotation, molecular function: ADP binding.